Molecule: messenger RNA, 7438 nt
Organism: Motacilla alba alba
Lineage: Eukaryota; Metazoa; Chordata; Aves; Passeriformes; Motacillidae
Gene: MOCS1
Product: molybdenum cofactor synthesis 1
Exons: 11
Coding region: 2469-4379 (636 amino acids)
Biological process (GO): Mo-molybdopterin cofactor biosynthetic process
Molecular function (GO): GTP 3',8'-cyclase activity; 4 iron, 4 sulfur cluster binding; metal ion binding
Source: RefSeq, a predicted model, not a curated record
UGCUGUGUCGUGCCGUGCCGUGCCGUGCCGUGCUGCCGGAGGUCGUGUUCGGGAGUUUGAGUGCGGGGCCGGUGCCUCGUCCCUAAGAAGAUGUGUUUCCUGGAGGGGCGCUCGGGUAACCGUGGCAGCGCCUGGAGGGGUGACCUGGGGUCUUGGGCACCGCGGGCGGGGGCUGCCGGCGCGUUCCAGAGAAAUGCAGCCUGUCCAUAGAAUUUUGCAACGUAUCCCGGACCGACCGGUGUUUUGUGCGGUGAACAUGACCUGAUUAUGUAUAGGGGGGGAGGGAAGAGUCAACAAAACACGUAGUAAUACAUAAUGCUCUGUAUGCUUCAUUUGUUGAAAUGUCACCCUUACUUUGGACGUGCGUGGGACACCCGGUCUCAUGCACCGAGCCGGUCCUGUGCUCCUGCCCAGCCUAAGGAGAGAUUGCACAACACUCUUUGGUCAGUCUGGGUCAAAACCCGGGUGGUUUGGCAGCUUUCGGUGGUUGUGCUCCGAUGGUCAUGCGAACUUCGCACUGAACCUGUUUGUUCUAGUGCUGGCGCAAAGUCAAUUCGGGAGUUGCCCUGAUACAGCUUCUGGUUUAACUUUCGGUCUCUCGGGUGGAUUCGGUCUCUUGGUGUCCUAAUUCAGGAGAAAAAGCUGUGCAGAAAGGCAAAGUUCUGUAACUGUCUAGCAGAAAUAAGGCAUGGCACACAGAACAAUCCUAGCUGGUACCUGAUUUAUUGAGUUACUUGCAAUUGCAUGGCUGGCUAUAACAAACAGAAAAUAAGCUAAAGCUACUAGUGACAGACUCUGUGUCGCCAGAAUUUAAUGCAUUCACUGCCACUUACUUAUUUACAGGAAACCAAAUGGAUAAGUGCGUUGCUUUAUUGAAUGCUUACUUGACUCAAAAAACUAGAGAGGUUAUUGAAUUUCUUGUGUUUGGUUGUUUUCCUAUGCCAUAAACAUUUUUAUAAAUUCUGUUCAGAAUUACUUUUCUCUACUUUACAUCAGGUAGCUGUACCAAAUAUUCGGGAAUAGUUUUGAGGAAGCUUGAUUACAGCAUCCGUCUGAAAGCCCUACUUCCCUUAGGGGCAAAAAGCCACAGUAGCUGGGAUAAUGGGCUGAGGGAUACUAAUUUCUGGUAUAGUAAAUAUUAAAAGUGUGCCAGGGCACUGGCCUCAUAUCCUGCAGGGCUUGAGAAGUGAGCUAGUGUAAAAAACAAAGGCACUGCAGACUUAGCAACUAUACAGUGAUAAUACACUCAUUGCUCCUUUCUGUUCUGAGUUUCUCCUGGGAUUCAUCUGUAGUGAGAAGCAAUUAGCAUUACAGCCAUAGGGGACAGUGAAAUGCGCUUUCAAAUGAGAGACUAUUCAAACAUUCAAAACAGUUGUGAAUACUGCUUGACUGUCUUUUGUGCUGGAGCUGCAAGUAUUCAUAGGUUCUGUUUAGUUUUAGGAGGUUUUGGGGAGGAGAUGUGUGCAAAGGGGAGAAGAGAGCAGUAGACUAUAUUUCAGUCCCCUUUAAAAUGGUCAUUCCAGCUAUGGAAGGAGGAACUCUGUAACUCAGGCAGUUCAAGAGUCAGUUGGGAGGUUGUGCCCAAGGCCAUCCAUUCGAAGUCUUUUGGUUGGGUUUCAAACAGUGGGGUCAGUACAGCUUUUGUACUAGUGGUGUGUGGCAAACAAUUUACUUGUUUGAAUCUUGGUUUUUGAGAUACAGUUGUUAGUUUUGGAGGUGUGCACAGAGUGGAGUUUCUUUUUCUAAGACUAGAACAGGGCAUGAUGCUCCAGGCACUCUGAAAGCAGAAUUUUCACAGUUGUUCUGUUGUGUGCUAGUGUUUCUUUGGAUUUUUCUUGACUAGUUCACAGUUAAUGAAGUUUGAUGCCAUCCUACCAUCUUGUACCCAUGAUAAUAUAUGUCCAGAUGCUACUCUUGAACUAAAAUGAUCAGGUAGGAUGACCUAUUUCUACAACAGAACUGGAAAUCAGCAUAUUUUUUUAAAAUUCUGCUCUAGAUGUAUCAUGUCCAGUAAGGGUCUUGAUACAUCGUUUCACUUCAUCUUUCUUCAUCUGCUCUUGUAGAUGCUGUAAUCCAAACAUAACCACCUGAAAAUUUCUGUGGCCCAAAUGAAGCUUUCUGUGCUGGGAUGAAGUGGAGAGUCCAGCUUGCCCAGAAAGACCUCAUAUGGCCCUAAUUCUCGGCCAGUCAUGUCUGAAACACUCUGUGUGCUGUUGCUCUGUUUUGUGGGUAGCCAGUGGCAGUCCCUGGGCAGUGCUCUCCGUGCCAGUACCCACAAGUGUAGCCUGCUGUUUGGGGUCAGCUGUUGGGCAGCAGCUGCUGAGCCCUCACAAAAACAUUUGUCUUGGACUUCUCAGCUCAGACCUCAUUCUGGCACUUGGCCUACUUAGACCCAUUUCAGCCUCUGCGGUUGUCUGAUUUCCAGGUUGAACCAAGGACAUGAUGUCACCACUUCCCUACAGACUCAGAUGCUAAAGGAAUUACAAAGCUCAGGAAGAGAACGCUUUGUACUAGAACAUGCUGCUCCAUUCUCUGCUUUUUUGAUGGACAGCUUUGGGCGGCAGCACAAUUACUUGCGAAUUUCGUUGACUGAGAAAUGCAACCUCAGGUGUCAGUACUGUAUGCCUGAGGAAGGUGUUCAACUGACUCCGAAAUCAGAGCUACUAACUGCCCAGGAGAUAAUCACCUUAGCCAGACUGUUUGUGAAAGAAGGUGUGGACAAGAUCCGACUGACAGGUGGAGAGCCACUUAUCCGUCCCGAUGUGGUGGAUAUUGUGGGUGAACUCUACAAGCUAGAAGGGCUGAAAACCAUUGCUGUCACAACCAAUGGGAUCAACUUAACCAGACUGCUGCCCCGGCUGAAGGAAGCAGGACUGAAUGCCAUUAACAUUAGCCUGGAUACUUUGGUGCCAGCUAAAUUUGAGUUCAUUGUUCGAAGGAAAGGCUUUCACAAGGUAAUGGAAGGAAUCCACAAAGCCACUGAACUUGGCUACCAUCCUGUUAAGGUAAACUGUGUGGUGAUGCGAGGCUUCAAUGAGGAUGAAGUGCUGGACUUCGUGGAUUUCACAAAGGAUCUGCCCCUUGACGUGCGGUUCAUAGAAUACAUGCCCUUUGAUGGCAAUAAAUGGAACUUCAAGAAGAUGGUGAGCUACAAAGAAAUGCUUGAUACAAUUAAACAGCGAUGGCCAGAAUUGGAGAAAUUACCCUGUGAGACUUCCAGCACAGCCAAGAGUUACAAGGUGCCACAUUUCCAGGGACAAAUCAGCUUUAUCACAUCCAUGUCAGAGCACUUCUGUGGAUCCUGCAAUCGGCUGAGGAUAACAGCAGAUGGGAACCUAAAGGUGUGCCUUUUUGGGAAUUCAGAAGUGUCCUUGAGGGAUCACCUACGGUCGGGUGCUUCAGAGGAGGAGUUGAUUAAAAUUAUUGGAGCAGCAGUGGGCAGAAAAAAGAAACAGCAUGCUGGCAUGUUUAACAUUUCCCGGAUGAAAAACCGGCCAAUGGUCCUGAUUGAGCCUGCAUUGAUGUCAUUCCCACUGUGCCAACAUGCCCUACAGAAUGCCCCAAAUUCAAAACAGUGGGGCCACACAUUUAGCCAUUGGCUGACUUUGAGAGCAAGUUUACCCAAACAAAAUAGAAAAGCAUCAAUGAAAAAUAAAUUUACAGGACAAAUUUUCCUACCAGGAUCUCACCCAGAGAAACAGUGGCACAUAGCAACCAGAAUUCUACAAACCCAGCUCCGAGGCUACUGUGUCUUCCAGAAGGACCCAAGCUCCACCUUUGAUACAAAGUGCCUUGAUGCUUCUAUUGGCCAAGUUCCUGUGGACUGUCAAUCCAAAGAGGCAUUUUCAGGAUCUGAAUUCCAUACCAGGGAUUCAGGAUCUUGUACCAGGGUACCUCAUGCCUCUGACAAGUUGACUCACACGGAUGAGGAAGGACGGGCCACAAUGGUUGAUGUUGGAGGGAAGCCAGAUUCCAAAAGAAGUGCUGUUGCUGCUGCCGUGGUCCUCCUGGGUGAGAAGGCCUUCGGGAUGGUGAAGCAAAACCAGGUGAAGAAAGGGGAUGUGUUGGCAGUAGCCCAAAUUGCAGGAAUUCAGGGAGCCAAGCUGACCAGCCAGUUGAUCCCAUUGUGUCACAACAUCCCUCUGCACCACGUUGAGGUGUCUCUGAGUCUGGAUGAGGCCAGGCAUGCAGUGGUGAUUCACAGCUCCUGUCACACCUGGGGGAGGACAGGUGUGGAGAUGGAGGCUCUCACAGCUGCCAGCCUGGCUGCACUGACCGUGUACGACAUGUGCAAAGCAGUCACUCAUGACAUCGUCAUCCAAGAGCUGAAGUUGAUUAGUAAGACAGGCGGGCAGAGGGGAGACUUCUCAAGGGUCUAGUUAAUAUUCAGAUACCCCCAACCCUCCAAGUGACCACUGUUUCUGUUAAGCCUCUUACAGAAGUCCUUCUACUCAGCUGGUGGGCUUGGAGACGUCAGCAGAUGUGUACAUUACAGCAACCCCAUGCCUCCAGCAUUGCCUUACUCUGCCAGCUCAAUUGAACCACUUAUCCCUGUUGAAAACCACAUGUAUUUUCUAGAGGACAGACUUCUCCACUCUGCCAGUACCUCCAUUUCAGUGUCCUCAUGAUGAGAUUGAGAAAAGAUUCCUGCCUGCUUAUACCACAGAGCUUUUUGGUUUGUUUUUUUUUUUUUUCCCUUUGUGCUGUGAAAUACACCUGCUGUCAUCACACCAUGCAACUGUGAGCUCUGGAAAUUAGGCCACUGCUGCAAAUGCUGUUAUGUGGCAAGUAUUUUUAAGUCAAGGAUUACAAUUUCAGAAUUGUGUUUGUCUGUCUUUCCCCUGAUCUUCUUCAUUGAAUUUAGAGGGUGACAGUGAGAAGAACACAGCUGGGGAACUUCACCAUAGAAAUUAUAAACAUGGAGCAGUCAGAGUCAAGGGGCAGCUCCCAUCCUUUUGCAGUGCUACUGCUUCCCUUCACAGAAUCAAAGAAUCCCAGAAUGGAUGGUUAAGGUUGGAAAGGACAACAGUGGGUCACCUGGUUCAACCUCCCUGCUUAGGCACCCAGAGCACAUGGCACAGUGUUGUGUCCAGACUGGAAUAUCUCCCUUGAGGGAGCCUCCAUAACUUUUCUCAGCAGUCUGUUUCAGUGCUGCGUCACCUGCAGAGUAAAAAAGUUCAGGCAGAACUUCAUGUGCAUCAGUUUCUGUCCAUUGCCUCUUGUCCUAUUGCUCAGCACCACCAACAAGAGCCUGGCUCCAUAAUCUUGGCAUCUCCCCCUUAGACACUGAUAUACAUUGAGACGUCAGUCAUCUCCUCUGGAUGCUGAACAGGCCCAGCUCCUUCAGCCUUUCCUCAUAACAGACACAUGCAAGUGGGAAAUACCCACAUAAUCAGUUUCAAAAGAAAAAAAAAAAGGCAGCUGUUCAGUUUUCUGCCUUGUGGUCUGUAAAACUUGAUGUAGAAAGGUGAUUUCUGGGUUUGGAAGAAUUAUUUUUCUGAUCUGAAAGAUAUAUUUUCCAAUGUUAGAAGCAUGUUCCAGCAUUUUGACCUUAGCACUGAAAUACAUGGAUGCCUUGUUUGCAUGCUUAAGGGAUUAAUUUUGCCAUGCACAGAAGUAAGUAUUAAGCUCUCCCUGACUUCAGAAGGAGAUGUUGCACCAAGCCCUAGAAGACUCCAAAUUUUUAAUGCUAUUGUGCAGCUCCUAGUAACCAGCAACCUGUGUAGUUCUGACAGCUAAAAAAGACUUUAAUACUAGUGGCCCCUUGGAAAAUGAAGGUAGUUACUAUUGCCUCUGCCAGAGUGUUUUCCUGCACGUCUCUCUAAUUUGCUUUUCAUGAAGUCUUCUGGCCUUGGAGCACUGAAGUGUCCCCAUAAAUGUAGCAGUGGCCACAGUCAUGUAGCAUUGAUAAUUAACUGUCCUAGAGAAGAAAUUACUCAACAUUCUUGUUAGUAUUAAUGGCUGCUUUUCAAAUGUUAAUUUAAGUGCUCUAAACAGGGUGUUAGUGGUUGCUUAUGGCUAAUGUGAAGCUGCACAUUAUUCAGGGUGCUCCCUCCAUACACACAGGGUUAAAGACAACUCUAGUAAGGUCAACAACACUACCAAAAAUCAUCUUAAGCUUAAGAGGUUAAAGUACUGUGAGCACACCACACUGCCCUGCACAUCCUGCUCAUGUAAAGUAAGCACAGAUCUCAGAUAAGGAGGCAGUAGGUUUUGCUAGAGAUCCUUCACAAAUCUCAUACAUCAGCUACAACAAAAGGCACUCUUUCAAUUGCAGGUGAAUUGAUUUGAUUCUUGUUUGUUGUCAUUGUGAGAUAAGGUGCAGAGAGCGACAGACAUAACAGCUGUAGCUGAAAGGGAGAGAAAUCUGUAAAGCUUGGUGCCCAAAAUCCAUAAGCAUUUGUACAUUAAUCAUGUUGUUUAGGAAUGGUAUUCCCCAAUUUAGUGUUCCGUUUUCUCUCACUCCUCCCUCCCUGUGGUGGGCUGGAGAGGAGAAUUUGGUGGCACGGUAGGUAAAGAUCAUGGGUUCAGAUAAGAACAAUUUACUGGAAGCAGCAAUGGAAUAAGAAAAUGAGCAGUAACACCUGCAAUAGUAGAGAGAACAGGCACUACAUGACCACACCCUUACUGGAAGGGACCCCUUCCCUGGUCCCCAUAAUAAGCCCCCAUGCUGUUAGCCAUACUCUCUGGCCAGAACCAGGACAAUCUGCAUGCAUUGUUACAGUUUUGACUCCUGUCAUUCCCAGGAGUGUAGCCAGCACUGCCAUACUGACAGUCCCACCCAAUCCUGCACAUACAAGAGAUUGCGUUCAUCUGUGGAACUGCUGUGCCCAUAGCACAAAAGUUUCCUUAGCUCAGCUUGGAAACAAAGUGCCAGGAAAAGGAAGCACACAUGUAACCUGCUAAGUCUACUGACUGAUACAAGCACUUACCUCCCAUCACCACACACAACACACACUGCCCUCCUGCCCUGCCCCAGGCUCUAGCUAAUUUUGAAAAUGAAAAAGAAACUCGAUGUACUCAGCAGCAAUAAAACAAUGCUUUGGGCAUAUGAUUCAAGUUUGCUGUCAUGCUGUAAAGCUCACACAAAGAGGACUCAGGGCCGUAUGGAGCACACGCGUAUCCACCACGCACAUCUCGCUACUUACGCACAUUUCACUACUUCCUUGGUUUGAGAGUGGCUGAAGUGCAGGGCAAACUGACUUUGGUGCCAUUUUAUGCUCAUGUUACAUUAUCAAGUCUUUAAACUAUGCACAUUUACAGGUAAUGAACCAAACAUGAAUCAACAUUUUGUGAGAGAAAUGGGUUGAGAGCACUCUCUGUUUCUGUGGUGCUGGGUGGGCCAUGGUGUAAUAUACCUUGAUGAUGUUGAUGACUACUUUUUGGAGGCUUGCUUUUUUUGUCCACUAUAUUUUUAAUAAAUACUAGUUGCAAUGGA